UAUCAUCAUUUGGCCUUAUCAUUUGGCGGAGUGACCGUCGAGUUCGUGACUUUCUUUAACGUUAGAAGUGUUAAAAUUAAAUAACGAAUGUAUUUAUAAGAAACUGUUUGAUCCGGGAUUGUCAAAUUAAUCAUGUCUUCAGAUGACGACGACGAUGAUGAAUAUAUUAUUCACGGGAAGUUGUUGGAUCCCAUUCAAGAAGAUGAGAUUGUUAAAAGAAAAGAUGCAGAACAACAGUUUGUGAAAGAUGAAAAUGGAAGAAGACGAUUUCAUGGAGCUUUUACAGGGGGAUUUUCUGCUGGAUUUUAUAAUACAGUUGGUUCUUUAGAAGGAUGGACACCAAGCACAUUUAAAUCAUCUAGGGCUUCAAAAUAUACACCUAGAGCUCAAAAUGCUUACGAUUUUAUGGAUGAAGAAGAUAAAAGAGACUUGGGAGUUGAUUCUGCAAGUUUAAAAAUAAAAGCAGAAUAUAGUGAUAAUUCGUCAAGAAAACGUCAACUUCCUAUGAUUAAUACUGGACCUAUUCCUGGAAAGCCUGUACUUGGAGACAUUUUAAAACCAAUUAAAGAUACAUGGGGCGUUGAAUUGCUGAAAAGUAUGGGUUGGAGACCUGGUCAAGGAGUUGGUCCUCAACUCACACAGCAAGAAAAAUUGAGAGUUAAAAAAGAAUUAGAAAAUGUUGGAAUGAGAUUUAAUACAAAAACUAAGUAUGAUGAUGAUGAUGAUGAAGUCAACGAGUUAUUAGGAAACAUUAAAGUUUCUCCUUAUGAGUAUGAAUCAGUGGCAAUUAAACCAAAAGUUGAUACUUUUGGACUGGGUUAUGAAGGUCUUAAGACAACUAAUACUUCAGGAAAAUCUACUGAUAAAUAUAGUAAACUGACUGUUGGAGGAAAAUCUAUUCAUGGACAGGCUUUUGGAGUAGGAGCUUAUGAAGAUGAUGAUGAUGAUAUUUAUGCUACUGAAGAUAUGACAAAUUAUGAUUUCACUCUAGAAGAUAAAUCUAAAAAAUCUAAAAAUAAAUCCAAGUCUAAUCAUUUAAGUUCUGAAUGUAUUGAUGGAUUUGUUGAAGAUCAAAUAAAAAACAGUUUGUUUCAAAAACUUCCACCUCCUAUGGAAAUUCCACCUGAGUGGCGUCCCAAAGGAAUGUUUGAACGGAUAUUGGGUCAAUGUCCUCCUGAUUUUUACAGUCAAUCUACUAAUUCUACUAUCGUUUCAAAUCUUAAUGUGAACACAAGACAACGAGAAAUAAAAAAACCUCAAGCACCACCACCAGUAAUACAGCUUAUUAAAAAAGAAGAACCUUGUUUACUAUCAGAUAUAAUAUCUGAUCGAUUUACCAGAGCUGUGUUACCUGAUGAUUCAACAAAUGCUUUGAAACCAGUUAUUAGAACUACUGAUCCAGCAUUACAAAAACUUAAGGAAUAUGCUGACAAAAAAAUGUAUGGGUUUUGGACCAGAAAAGUUGAACCUUGGAUUCCUGAUAAAUUACUUUGUAAAAGAUUUAAUGUUCCUGUGCCAAAACAAUCAAUGAUCAACUAUACGAAUGAUGGAAAAAAACAUGGAGAGUGUAGUCUAUUUAGUUCUUUAGAAUUUGCAUCACAUGAACCUGCGCCUAAUGAUGAAAAUUCAAUUCUAAAUAAUUUACCGUUGACUGUUAAUAAUGUGAUUCCUGAUCAUGAAAAACAAUUUGAAUUACAAGAAAAUGUGAUGGAAACUACUAAUGAUGUCGUAGAAUGUCAGAAACCGAGUGUUGAUUUUUUUAAAGAUAUAUUUUUGGAUGAUAGUGAUGAAGAUACAGUAAAUGAUGACAAAAGUGAAAAAAUAUCAAUGGAUCCCAUUGAAAAUACUUGUUCAAACGAAACAUUAUCAGUCAAGACAGAAGUCAAAGAAUUGAAUGUUCCAAGUUCUACUCCUUUAAAUAUUAUUCCUCCUAAAGGAAUUUUUGCUAACCUUAAUUUUGACGAUUUAUUUGAUACAUCUCAUAAAAAAAAUGAAAAUGGGAAUGAAAAUAAAGUUACCAUAAAUGAAAUUGAUAAUAUCAAUAAUUUGUAUGGUCCAUUAAAACCUGAAUCUAGAAAAAUCUCAAAAAUGAACUCUGUUAAUAUUAAGAAGAUAGAAAAUACAUCUUCUGAAGAUGAAUGGGUGGAAAAACCUGAAUCAUUUAGCAAAGAGUCGAGUCUUAAAAAAAAACAUAGCAAGCACAAGAAACACAAACAUAAAUCAAAAAAGAAGUCACACAAACAUAAAUAAUAUCAGAACUUGCUAUCAGUUCUAUCAGUUUUAGCGUUUAUUUUAUUAUUUUUAAAAU
Molecule: messenger RNA, 2308 nt
Organism: Sipha flava (yellow sugarcane aphid)
Lineage: Eukaryota; Metazoa; Arthropoda; Insecta; Hemiptera; Aphididae
Exons: 9
Coding region: 133-2250 (705 amino acids)
Biological process (GO): mRNA processing
Cellular component (GO): nucleus
Molecular function (GO): RNA binding
Source: RefSeq, a predicted model, not a curated record